Molecule: messenger RNA, 822 nt
Organism: Pygocentrus nattereri (red-bellied piranha)
Lineage: Eukaryota; Metazoa; Chordata; Actinopteri; Characiformes; Serrasalmidae
Product: probable histone H2A variant 2
Exons: 2
Coding region: 1-822 (273 amino acids)
Cellular component (GO): nucleosome
Molecular function (GO): structural constituent of chromatin; protein heterodimerization activity; DNA binding
Source: RefSeq, a predicted model, not a curated record
AUGGCUCAAAAUGGAGAACAUCAGAACACGGCACCUCAAACCAGUGAGAUCAUCCAAGAAGCUCAGAUCAGCAAUGAGGGUCCAGCUCAGAUCAACAAUGGAGAAGAGGCAAACUCUACAAGUUCCAUCAGCGACAGCUCUGACACCAGCUCCAGUGGCAGCAGUGAUUCCAGUUCGGACGACUCAGAUUCCAGUGAGGGGAUUCUUCCUCCUUCAGGACUUCAGAAAGAGUCACCUGGCCAAGAAGACACCAGAGUAGUGAUGACGCCUGGACGGCAGUUACCGGAGAUUGAAGGUGAGGCUGUUCUUUUUACUCCUGACAAUUCUGAUAGUCUGCAAGAUGGAAGUUUCCCUCCCACACAAUCUAGCACUGCCAUUCUGAGUGUGGCUAAGAAGCGCAGAAAAAGAGCGACUUUAUCGAUUUCCAGUGUUCAGAAAAAAAUGAAGGACAAGACUGGCGGUAAGGUUAGGUCUAAAGCCAAAACUCGCUCCUCCCGCGCUUGGCGGCAGUUCCCCGUGGGCCGUGUGCACAGACUUCUGCGUAAAGGCAACUAUGCUGAGCGCGUCGGUGCCGGCGCUCCUGUGUAUUUGGCCGCCGUGCUGGAGUAUCUGACUGCUGAGAUUCUCGAGUUGGCCGGUAACGCCGCUCGCGACAACAAGAAACCCCGUAUUAUGCCCCGUCAUUUGCAGUUGGCUGUUCGUAACGACGAAGAGCUCAACAAACUGCUCGGAAGAUUCACCAUCGCUCAGGGUGGCGUGCUGCCCAACUUUCAGGCCAAAUUGCUGCCCAAGAAGACCGAGAAGGCGGUCAAGACAAAGUAA